CCGAUCCCGAAUGCUCCAUGCCGAGCCCGGGAUCGGACAACAACACGAGCGACAUGGAUGACUUCCACAACGAGCUGUGGGCGCUGGCCGAGAGCAGCAGCAUCUCGUUGCGGUACGCCAGCGCGCCCGGGGGCAUCAGAAAGUACACGGCCGGAGGCAUCUCCCUGCGCUACCAGCGGGCGACCGACGCCGCGAUGCGCGCCACGACGGUGGUCCGGAACCGACCGCGGAUGCGCAGGCGGAGCAAGACGCGGCGCGGAAGCACCGGCUCUUCAGCAGUGCAAUCGCCGGCCAUGUCGUCCGCAGCCUCGCCCCAGCCACCAAACGCAGAGUGUCCGCCGUAGCAUCAUCCGCUGGGUGGCGCGCAUAUCCUUCCGUAUCUCUUUUCUUGGUGCUCCGGUUUUGUUUCUCC
Molecule: messenger RNA, 412 nt
Organism: Thermothelomyces thermophilus ATCC 42464
Lineage: Eukaryota; Fungi; Ascomycota; Sordariomycetes; Sordariales; Chaetomiaceae
Exons: 1
Coding region: 18-344 (108 amino acids)
Source: RefSeq, a predicted model, not a curated record